Molecule: messenger RNA, 696 nt
Organism: Contarinia nasturtii (swede midge)
Lineage: Eukaryota; Metazoa; Arthropoda; Insecta; Diptera; Cecidomyiidae
Exons: 1
Coding region: 1-696 (231 amino acids)
Source: RefSeq, a predicted model, not a curated record
AUGACCAUUAACAGUUCAAAAGCCCAGGUUAUGCAUGUGGGCAAAACUCAUCAAACUGUCCAGUGUGAACUGAGUGGAAACUUGCUUGAACAAGUACCACAAUUCAAGUAUUUGGGUUGCAUCUUCUCUGAAGAUGGCAAGUUUGAUAAAGAGUUUGAACAACGUAGAAUGAAUGGAAAUAAGGUAGUAGCACAGCUUAGAUCACACGUUUUCAAUAAACGUGAGUUGAGUAAGGAGACGAAGUUGAUGAUUCAUCAGUCAAUCUUCAGGCCAACUAUCCUUUACGGAAGCGAGAGCUGGGUCGAUUCUCAAAAUUUAAUCCAUGAAUUGGAAGUAGCUGAUAUGAAAGUUUUGCGAAUGAUUUCAGGAGUAUCGCGAAGAGACCAAUGGGAAAAUCGUAUAAGAAAUGAGAGAAUUCGAGAUGAUUUGAAUGUUGUGUCGGUGGAUGAAGUUGCAAGAAUGUCGAGACUGAGAUGGUUUGGACUUGUCCAACGUAUGGGUGAGUUGCGUUUACCAAAGAAGAUUUUGUAUGCCGAAGCAGAUGGACCGAGAAACAGAGGAAGACCCCUUAGACGUUAUUUGGAUUCGGUUAAAUGUGAUUUGAAUGUUAGAGGGUAUGAUUGGUGUAGAGAAACUCAAGACCUGGCUCUCGAUAGGGAAGUUUGGAGAGGAAUUGUAAGAGGAAUUCGAGUCUAG